Schistosoma mattheei is the source of this 1353-nucleotide messenger RNA. The record is from the annotation of a GenBank genome assembly. Lineage: Eukaryota; Metazoa; Platyhelminthes; Trematoda; Strigeidida; Schistosomatidae.
AUGGACCUUUUCGAGGAGAAAGUUCGUCUACAUGAAUCUACAACGGAAGUUGGUGGGCUCAUAAUAACUAAGUCAAAAGAAAAUUUCAAACAACCUCAAAAGUCCUUAUUUGGACUUGAUAAGUUGGCGGCAAAAAAGCGACAGGAAUCGGAGGAUCUUAAUCUACAGUUUAACAAGCGCGAUGUUACAAAUAAAGAAAGGUUCUAUAGGGAAAGGCGCGUUGAAACCCCAUCCAAUCGUGGGGGUGUUAGCAAAGAAUAUUUCGAUUCUCAGGCAAGAAGGCGUGAGCGUGACCAGAAAGAACGCUUUAAAACCGGUCUUGUAUCAACAUCCAGAAAAAUUAGUGAGAACUACUCAGACUCUCGAAAAUCAUCAGACUAUUCUCGCAUUGAAUUAGUCAGAGAAAAAGAAUCUCUCAGCACUCGACAUCGGAGAGAAGCAGAAUGGGAAGAUGAAACACCUAAUCACAGCAGUCGGGAAAAUAGAAGUACUACUGGAACAAGUAUUAACCGAUUUGAAACUCCUGAAAUAUAUAAUGUUGGGGGACGGUCUCCAGGACAUUCUAGCUGGGAUGAUUCUGGUUUAGGAUCUAGUCGAUCUACUACCCCCCGCACUACCGGAUCACUAGCUCGUAAUUCCAAUAAUGAUCGAUAUACCUAUACUCCUAUGCCUACUCCAAGUUUUAAGCAUAAUUCAUGGAUGCAAUCAAAUAAAAAUAACACAGGGAGUUCGGACUCCAGAAAACAACAUUCGGGUCGUCAUACUCAUGGCCAGUCUUAUGCACAAGUUUCCAGUGAAAACGAAGGCGAUAGUAUGAAACCUGAUUCUACUGAGAUAGAGGAAGAUGGUGAUGACAUUAAGGCUGAAAAUGAACGCUUAGAUCGUAAUUGGUAUCAAAUGGAUGAUGGCUAUGAUAAUGAUAACCAUCCGUUUUCUGACAUUCCUGAAGAGUAUGCUGCUAAAAAGGAACGUCAAUUAGCAGAACGUAAAAAACGACAUAAACAACGCUUAACUGCAAAAGCUGUCCAAGUUCAUAAAGACAAUCAAGCAUGGGAACAUAAUCGUAUGUUAAGAUCUGGAGUUGUUCAACGAGUAGAUUUUGAACAAGAUGAAGAUUUCGAUGAAGAAGGUGAAGCUAGAGUUCACUUAUUAGUUCGUAAUAUACUUCCACCAUUUUUGGAUGGGCGAAUUGUUUUCACUCGUCAACCUGAACCUAUUAUUCCUGUCAAGGACCCAGAGAGUAUAAUGGCCAAAGUUGCGCAGAAAGGCAGUGCCAUUGUGAAAUACUUUCGAGAACAAAAAGAACGUAAAGAGCACAAAAGAAAGAAUGGCAAUUGGCUGGUACGCGUAUAG